This is a messenger RNA of Centropristis striata (black sea bass), 1919 nucleotides long. Its product is annotated as tripartite motif-containing protein 16-like. NCBI's taxonomy places the organism in Eukaryota, Metazoa, Chordata, Actinopteri, Perciformes, Serranidae. Gene Ontology annotation, molecular function: protein binding; zinc ion binding. The transcript has a single exon. The record is from RefSeq and is a predicted model, not a curated record. Bases 9 to 1664 code for a protein of 551 amino acids.
GAGGUGAAAUGGCGCAGAAAGGAGCUCAGCAGGAUCGAGAAAUCUUCUCUUGUCCGAUCUGUCUGGAUCUACUGAAGGAUCCGGUGACUACUUCAUGUGGACACAGCUACUGUAUGAACUGUAUUAAAAGCUUCUGGGAUGGAGAGGAUGAGAAGGAAACCCACAGCUGCCCUCAGUGCAGACAGACGUUCACUCCGAGGCCUGUCCUGCUGAAAAACACCAUAUUAGCAGUUUUAGUGGGUGAGUUGAAGAAGACCGGACUCUCAGCUGCUCCUGCUGAUCUCUGCUAUGCUGGAGCUGAAGAUGUGGCCUGUGAUGUCUGCACUGGGAGAAAACUGAAAGCCUUCAAGUCCUGUCUCACCUGUCUGAUCUCUUACUGCGAGCAACACCUCCAGCCUCACUAUGAUGUAGCUCUGUUAUCAAAACACAAGCUGGUGGAGCCCUCCAAGAAGCUCCAGGAGAACAUCUGCUCUCAGCACGAUGAGGUGAUGAAGAUGUUCUGCCGUACCGAUCAGAAGUCUAUCUGUUAUCUCUGCUCUGUGGACCAACAUAAAGGCCACGACACGGUCUCAGCUGCAGCAGAACGGACGGAGAAGCAGAAAGAGCUGGAGGUGAGUCGACAAAACAUCCAUCAGAGAAUCCAGGACAGAGAGAAAGAUGUGAAGCUGCUUCAACAGGAGGUGCAGAACAUCAAUCGCUCCGCUGAUAAAACAGUGGAGGACAGUGAGAAGAUCUUCACCGAGCUGAUCCGUCUCAUGCAGAAAAGAAGCUCCGAGGUGAAGCAGCAGGUCAGAUCCCAGCAGGAAACUGAAGUGAGUCGAGUCAAAGAGGUGGAGGAGAAGCUGCAGCAGGAGAUCAGAGAGCUGAAGAGGAAAGACGCUGAACUGAAGAAACUCUCAAACACAGAGGACCACAACCAGUUUCUCCACAGCUACCCCUCACUGUCAGCACUCAGUGAGUCCACAUCCAGCAUGGAGAUCCGUCCUCUGCGCUACUUUGAGGACGUGACAGCGGCCGUGUCACGAGUCAGAGACAUACUACAGGACGUCCUGAGAGACAAAUGGACAAAGCUCUCACUGACUGAAGUGGAUGUUUUACUGUCAGAUUCACCAGCAGAGCCCACGACCAGAGCUGGAUUCUUAAAAUAUUCAUGUGAGAUCACACUGGAUCCAAACACAGCACACACAUGGCUGUUAUUAUCUGAGGGGAACAGAAAAGCAACAUACAUGAGUCAUCAUCAGUUCUAUCCAAGUCACCCAGACAGAUUCGCUAGAUAUAAUCAGGUCCUGAGUAGAGAGAGUCUGACUGGACGAUGUUACUGGGAGGUGGAGUGGAGAGGGGGUGGAGGUCGUGUAGCAGUUUCAUACAAGAAUAUCAGCAGAGGGGAGUUUAAUGACUCUGUAUUUGGACGCAGUGACAAAUCUUGGGCAUUAAUAUGUUACAAGAAUAAAUAUACAUUUUGGUACAACAAUAUCCAAACUCCCGUCUCAGGUCCUCGGUCCUCCAGAGUGGGAGUGUACCUGGAUCACAGAGCAGGUAUUCUGUCCUUCUACAGCGUCUCUGAAACCAUGACCCUCCUCCACAGAGUCCAGACCACGUUCACUCAGCCGCUCUAUGCUGGACUUCUGGUUGGUGACACUGCUGAGUUCUGUAAACUCAAAUAACCAAAGGGACAGCAGGUAAAAAUGUGUUUUAAUUCUUAAAGCUCACAUUUUGAUCAUCUUUGUGGUGUUUCAUUUGAAGUUUUUAUAUCUAUAAGAGGACAAAUUCGUAGUUUUAUGUGCUAAAACCACCGCACCUGGAGGCAUUAUCAAAAUGACCAAAAAAGACACAGAAUUACUAAAAAAAAGACACAAAAUGACAAAAAUUAAAUAAAUUACUUAAAAAAAGAAACAAAUUGACCAAAGAAAGACACAAAA